Messenger RNA from Lingula anatina, 1540 nucleotides. RefSeq names its product NOP protein chaperone 1-like. The record is from RefSeq and is a predicted model, not a curated record. Gene Ontology annotation, molecular function: box C/D methylation guide snoRNP complex binding. Gene Ontology annotation, biological process: box C/D snoRNP assembly. NCBI's taxonomy places the organism in Eukaryota, Metazoa, Brachiopoda, Lingulata, Lingulida, Lingulidae.
UACAACUUUCCAUAGAACAAAUUUACAUCGCCCAUGAUGCAUCAGUAAACAUGUCUGCGCCCAUAGGAAACGAUUCUCGUGGUUGUGGGGACACGAUAUUGCAGCCUGUUUGUGAAAUGAGCACUGCUACAACUAAAUGUUCUACUUCUAAAGACCUGCUUCACAUAGGAGGAUCAAAUCCUGAUUUCCUAGUUAUAUCUAAGAAGUCAGCACAGCCAGUAAAGAAUGGAUUAAAAACAUACAGGACAGAGCCAUCUUCAGUUUUGAGCAGGGUCAAAUCCUUUCUGCCAAAAAUGGAGGAAGCCCAACUUCAAAUUCAGGAAAUUCUGAAAAGCAAUCCAGAAAAGCUAGAUAUUGAACACAUUGAUGAUGCUGAAGCCCAAGUUAUAGAAAUGAACCUUGCUCUUGUGGAACAAGAAGAGUCAUCAGACACAAGUUCAGAUGAAAACGAAGCAGAAACUGUGAGUGAUAGUGACACUGAUAUUGAAUUUCCAUGCAGUUCAGUGACUGAGAAAAACAUUAAGUUAUCUAAAAAUAGACGGAGAGGCAAUAGGUGCAAAAUUGAAGAAGUUGGGGAGACAUCUAGUGAGAAUGAUAAACAGCAGACUGAGAUGGAAAGGUAGUAGUUUAUUUAGGAAACGGUGUAUCCUUCACAAUAUUUCCUAGCUAGUCUGUGAUGUUGGCAACCUGCUUUGAGGAAACUGAACUGCUAGAUUUGGCAUCAGCCUGUGACAAAGAUUGUGUUACAGUACUAGUACUCAGUGGCAAGUCACUGGACAGCCCAGUCAAAUAUAUAAGCAGUUGUUUUGAAUUAAUUUUCUUUCAUAUAUAGAUUUUAUCUUCAAUUUUCUGAAUUUAUCAAACCUUUAUCAUCAUGUUUGACCUUAUCAAAAAUUAUUGUGAAAGAGAAAUGGCCCCACAUGGCACUCUCUUUGAUGGCUGUUCUGUAUUUGUUUCAUUUUAUUUGAUAAUUAUUUGUAAAAUGUGUCAGAUUCUGCAUUUAUUUGUUUUACUGGGAAUCUGGUAAUACACUUUAAGCAGCUGCUGUUUUUUUUAAAACAAUUUUCCUUUUUUAUGUUGAAGGUGUGCUACAGACUACUGAAGGAGGUAGUCUACACUUAUUAGGUUUCGUUGGAGUCUUCCAAUGAAACCAAAUGUGGACAAUACAGAAGUUUAAUUUCACUUGAAUGAUACAUUUGACCAAAAAUUGAGUCAUUUUGUUACUUUCAUAUCUAAUGUUUUGUUGUAUUAAAAUAAACAUUGUGAAAUCAGUACAAUUACAGGAAAGUGAUGUCUGUUUUUGCCUUAAAAAGGUCAGUAUCUUGUAGUUGAGUAUAAUUAUAAAUUUCAACCAUGAGAACCAAGUUUUUUGAUCAGCCAUAUUAGUAUGUUGCCUGGUCUGAGUUUGUCUUGAGUAUGUAUUUUGCUUGUUCUUAAGGUGGUAUACUUACAGUCAGCUUCAAGUUGAUCAGGUAAUAACACUCUCAAAUAGUUAUCUUUAAGAUGUUAAUAUAAUUAUAUUAAAUAAUGAAAUAUCAAA